This is a messenger RNA of Neoarius graeffei (lesser salmon catfish), 1413 nucleotides long. RefSeq lists its product as uncharacterized. The record is from RefSeq and is a predicted model, not a curated record. NCBI's taxonomy places the organism in Eukaryota, Metazoa, Chordata, Actinopteri, Siluriformes, Ariidae. Bases 1 to 1347 code for a protein of 448 amino acids. The transcript has 6 exons.
AUGUCGUGUUACCCAUCAAGUGUCGGUGGAGUGGAAGAACAUGUCUGCUUUGGCACAAUCAGCUCAUCAAAAGAAAAGGGCCCCACAGCCAUAUGGACCCAUCUAUCCCCAAUACUUGACCUGGUCAAGGCUUCCUCUCCCAAUGGGACUGUGGAGAAGUUGAGAGAGUUGGGAAUUGAUGACCCCUACCUCUUUCCUCCUGGAAUCUUCACUGAUAUGCUGAAGUGUAAACAGGAUGAGAAGGAGAUCUUUUUAAAGAGGUUGUCCAAGUCUGGUACCAAGAGUGCUAGACUGUCACUGGAGGCAGGCUUUAAUGACAGUUUCAUACCAAGGACACUACAGCUCAAUCUUCCCAAACCCCUAUCUGAGCUGUAUGAUCCAGUCUGUCUAGGCCUGUCAUAUCCUGAUCUGUUGUUGGAAUGUGAGGCAGCAUUUCAAGUGCUGAACAUAGAUGAAAAUCAGGCAUCUUCCGUUGAAGAAGAGACUAGAAAACAAGCCAAAUCCAAGCUGUGGUUCCAAAUGCGUGCUGGCCGAGUUACAGUUUCCAGGUUCAAGGCAGCUGCAAGAACAGAUCCAGCCAACCCAUCCAAGUCUCUCAUCAAGCAAAUCUGCUAUCCACAGGCCUACAAGUUCACUUCUGCAGCAACUGAAAUAACAAAUGAUACUGUGAUUAUGAAUGGGACACAGGAAAAAAGAUGGGGAUGCCAGCAUGAAAACGAGGCCAGGAAUGUGUACAAAGCACAUGUAGCCAUGCAGCACAGAGACUUCAUGGUGGAAGACUCAGGACUCAUCAUCAGUCCUGAUUAUCCUCACCUUGGUGCCUCUCCAGAUGGGAAGAUAAAGUGUUCCUGCUGUGGGAUGGGGAUUUUAGAAAUAAAAUGCCCUUAUUGCAAAUGUGGUGACACGCAUGAACAAGCAGCAGAGGACAAGGAUUUUUGCCUUCAAAAUAUGGGUGGACAGAUAUCUCUAAAGAGAAACCACACGUAUUUUUACCAAGUUCAGGCUCAACUUAAUAUCAGUAGCAGUGAAUAUUGUGACUUUGUGGUUUUGACACAAGACAAUACAUUAUUUAUAGAAAGAAUUGUGAAGGAUGCUGAUUUUUUCCAACAGGCUUUAGAGAAUGUCACUUCUUUUUUCAAAUUGGGAGUAUUGCCAGAAUUACUGGCAAAAUGGUACACCAGGUCCACUGAUCUCCCUGCCCCCACACCUGGUCCUAGCAAUGCCACCAAGCAUGUGUAUUAUUGCCAAGAACCUGAACAGGGUACAAUGCUGAAGUGUCAGUCAGGAUAUUGUAAUGUAGAAGUUUUCCACUUAAAGUGUUUGGGGUUAAAAGGCCUUCCCAAAUGAAAAUGGUUGUGUCCACACUGUAGAAAGGUAGCAAAAGUCAGUAAGCCCAAGGCACUGAGAUAAAUC